Molecule: messenger RNA, 3644 nt
Organism: Seminavis robusta
Lineage: Eukaryota; Bacillariophyta; Bacillariophyceae; Naviculales; Naviculaceae
Source: the annotation of a GenBank genome assembly
CAUGGGUUCAUGAAUGGAUGAAUCACGUUUCUAAUAAAUAGUGUACUUAGAUGCGGGCUGACGUUCAGUGCUGAUGUGCUCACACCAGGGACACGGCUCUCGGCGCCGUUGCAGCUCCCACGGUCGACAAAUUUGUGCCAAGAAUUCAAAGCAUUGCUUGAAGGUACUAGUAUCAUACCAGGGACGAAAGAGCAGAAUGGAAAUAGCGUUCAUUUUUUGACAAGGAAGGUGCUGAAGGCGGGAAAGAUAGAAGAGAGAAGAGAGAAAGAGACAGAGAGUCGAAAAUGCAUUCGUUUGUCCAAAGUCGUGUUGCACGGUGUGUGCAAAAUCUCAAGGAGCCCACCGGAGCUUCUGAUGUUGCAGCGUCGCGUCCUUCCGACGAAAGCACCAUCACGACAAACACCUCAUCUACUGGCACCUUGACCACGUACACUCGGAUCGACAAUCCAGACGCACAACAGGAUUUUGAGGUUCAGAUACACACGGGCAAGACGGAGUCAAAGGAAGAGGAUCAUCAAGUACAAGACGUCACAGCGACGACCACGACAAACGCUACUGCCGACAACGAUGAUGAGGACGAUCAGGGGUCCUCUGAGGAGUUGCUAGGCACUCAUGUCUCCUUUUCCGAGGCAGACAAAUGCAGCUGUCAUGACAGCUCGGAGGAAGACGAAGACGAAGAGAGAGAAGCUCCUGAAAACAGCCAAGAUGCUCUCAUGGCGGCCAUUGCUGCUGCUACCAGUGGGAGUAAGGAUGGUGCUACCAGUACUCAUGCUCCCAGAGUGCAGCAAGUUGUUCCUUCCGCUGAUCAGGUCAAAACGGCUUCUAGCACGGAGCAGCCAAGACUGGUCGCAGCAGAUUUGUUCAAGAACAUUGACGACCAUUUGUCCCAGAAUCAAAAACAGAGUUAUCAAGAACAGCAACAACAACAAGCGCAGAGACAAAAAUCGUCCAGCAAUAAUGUGGACACGAAAUUCCUCGACGAAAUGGAGCGCAUAUUCUUCUUCACGGAUGUCGUCGACCGCAGCCCGCCACCACCCACCAUGACUGCAUCCACAAUCAGUUCCAGUUCGGCCAUGGUAUCACAAUCUAGGUCUGGACUCUGCUCUGCCACAGAUAUGCUGGCUCCCUUAUGGAAGAUUCCAGAGGUUGUGGGAAGCAAAAUCUAUAAUUCCAGCCUGGAGGCGUAUCAAGAAGUAGAAAAGACCUGCAAGGAGAUGGAAAGAACGCUCUUGUUCACGGACGUGCCAGAUGGACGUUCAAAACCAGUGCAAGGCCUGCAGCAAUCCGUGGAAGAUCAAUCAGACUCGGGCAGUGAUAUCGCUAUUGCGACGCAAGGCGGUGAUACCUUAGCCCUGUCAGCCAACAACAGCAUCGAGGAGACUAAUCCAACCGGACUCCCUCCUGGUGCCAAUCGGAUUCCGAAGACAAGGACCACUAGUACAUUAACGGGAACCGCGGAAGUGGUGGCAUCAAGGUCGAUCUUAUCCAACGAUAGCAAUUCUUCUUUGAAGGCUUCGAGCGUAGCACCCGAUGGUGAACUCAGUCGAGUUCUAAAGAACCUGGAGAGGAAUUUGCUAUUCACUGACCUUCCGGAUGUACCCACUCGCACCCAAAGCAACGACAAUUACAUGUAUCAAUCGCCUACUGGGUCCAGCUAUUCCACGCUUGGAAUGUGCCAGCCACAGGUGCUGCAACGAAAUCUCUUCUCCACCGAUGAUGAUGGUGUGGGGCGAUGCAAUGCAGACAGAAAUGGAAAUCCCACAUCGCAAUCCUAUUGCAUGAUGUCACAAGCUGUACUACACGACGAAAAAACACCCUCCUCGGCCGACUUACACAGGAGACUGGAGCAGCUUAUGGAAGAAGCUCGUUUGGCGCAAGGUCAACCGAAAACAAAGCAAGUUGUUCUUGAGCACGCCAUCGAUCCUGCUAGCGCUGCAGCAACAGUGGUUUCGGCAUCGAAUGCCAGCGAAGCUUUCACGGAUAAAGCUACGAGUGGGGCACUUUUCGUAUGGUCGAAAGAUGACGAGACAACAAUUGCAUCCCAGCCAACCAUAUCUUCACUCGUAGUUCCAGAGAAAUUGGAUGUCGUGCCGGAAGAUGCCAAGUCCAGCGCGUCAACCCUUGCUUACAGUGAUGAUAUCAUGUCAAAUGACGCCGUCGACAAGGGUUCCAGUGACCUGUUUUCCAUCCAGGAUUAUGAUACGUCUCUCUUGGGCGCAUCCACAGACCCUGAAUGCAAUGAACUGAACAACGCCGCCAUCGCUCCUAAGGCAGGCUUUCGUUCGAUUCGCGCAUUUUCAAGUGACGAAAAGAGCGAUACGGAAGUUCGGUUUCUCGUGAGGGUGAAGGUGAACGAGAGCAAGUCUAAUUUGUCGGGUGGGCCCCCGGGUGUGGAAAACGCCACGUUCGCGUCUUAUUGCACCUUUUCCGAGGAAAUAAAUCAUGAUCUUGCUGUGGCACAAAUUCUUGCUGAACCAACCAGUUCGGAGUCGAUUUCACCUCCACAAAUUCAUGGCAGCGGGGACGUUGGAACCUCUGAAGUCCCCCAAGCCGACUCGGAUGAAACCGAGCUCGUCGGCUGCUCAAACAAGCCCUCAGCUGAGCAAGCGAAGGAGGCAAAUGAUUCCCCUGCCCAUGCCUCCCCCCAAGAAGAAGGAAUCAAGGAUGUUGAUUCGGAUCAACAGCUCCAACAAACGAAUCAAUCUCUCGAGGCUAACGAAGAGGAGGCCAAUAGCACCCCUGAGUUCGUCUCAGAUCGACCACUCCAGUCUGAGCAAGAAGAGGCUGUAAGCACACCUGUGCCAGUCUUAGAAGACGAAGAAGACCAGGAAGACUCUGCUGUGCCAGUCAGCAUUGCUUCCAGGGGAGUUUCGUGGACAUCACAAGACGAUGAGAAUCUGGACAAGAUUAUGGAUAGUACUGCGAGUGAUACAAUGACCGUAACUCAGUCCGGAGAAGAUGAUCUCGCGGUAGCAGAAGAGCAGAGCUUCGCUCGCUCAGUAGAAGUGCCUCAAACAGCGGAAGACAAUUCCACAUGGUGCGACAAAUCGUUCAUUACGGCGGCAGACUACAAUGGCGAUUUCGGUGCAGAACAAAUGAGUGUCGACGUCUUCCACGAGAGUUUGGAAGAUGAGGAAGUCGACGAGUCGGAAGUCGACGACGAAGACGAAGACGAAACAGUCGGAAGUGACUCCCCAGCAUCUCAAGGCAUGAAGGUAUCUGCUAGCCGCAUUGCUGGUGGUGGUUUUGAUGGUUUGGGUGCUGAAAUAAGCGACCAGCAUGAGUCUGACGACUACGAAGCAGCUAUCGAAAGAAGAGACCCCCCAACGUUCAGAGGCCUCAAGAUAUCUGCUAGCUACAUUGCCAGUGGCGGGUUUGACGCUUUGCUAGCAGAAAUGGACCAACUCGAGACGUCGAUUGACACCGACUUGGAGCGCGCACAAUCGGUGCUGCGGAGUCCCUUGCACAAACAGUCGGUGGCAAAUUUUACGUAGCUGCCUUUUUAAAAAGGAGGGAUGAUUGCACGAAAGGCACUGGCUGAUUUUGGGGGAGAAACAUGCAUUGAUCGUUCGUAUGAGAAACACCGAUAGACCUGCAACGCUAAAACGUAGGCACAAUCGCAGAAAGUAGGCUAGCCAACGGUA